CCAAAACAUAGUAUAGUAAUAUGAGAAUCUAACCCGCCUGUUUUUUAAUAAAGAAUUCCAAAACCCAUUCCCUAGUUAUGAUAGUAGUAGAGCAAGUAAGUGGAUCCACAGGACCACAGCUCUAAGCUCUCUACUUUCUACUCAGCGUCGGUGAAGAGUAGGCUCAGUGUCUAAAACAAAAGAAUCUAUCCAUGGCAGCUACUGGAUCUCCUUCACUAUUUCCACUUCUCUUCUUUGCAAGAAUCUCAGGUCUCAUAGUUGCUGCUUUAGUCAUUUCUUGGGCUCUUCUUUUCAAAUCCAGCUUUCUUCCUCAGUCUUCCUCUCAUGAAGACCUCAUUUAUGCAGUUCUCCAUCCUUUGUUAAUGGUAAUCGGUUUUAUUCUCAUUAGUGGUGAAGCAAUUUUAGUGCACAGGUGGUUGCCUGGCUCAAAGAGCUUGAAGAAAUCUGUGCAUUUGUGCCUUCAAGGAUUGGCUUUGGGCUGUGGCAUUUUUGGUAUUUGGACAAGGUUUCAAGGCAAAGAUGGGAUUGUAGCUAAUUUCUUUAGUCUGCAUUCUUGGAUGGGUUUAAUCUGCAUUUCCUUGUUUGGAGCUCAGUGGCUGAUGGGUUUCUUGAGCUUCUGGAACAGGGGAGAGGUGAGAAUGGUGAGGGUAAAGGUACUGCCAUGGCACAUAUUUCUUGGGCUAUACACAUAUGGAUUGGCAGUGGCAACAGCAGAAACAGGUUUAUUGGAGAAGUUGACAUUCUUGCAAACUAACAGAAAUGUAUCAAAACGAUCACCAGAAUCUAUGGUUGUAAAUUGUUUAGGACUUGGCUUGGCGUUGCUUAGUGGUAUGAUUAUAUUAGCUGCUGUUUCUCCCAAGCGCCAAUCUCUUCAAAGCAAAAUAAUGUUCAAAGAUUCAACUACCAAGUACUUGUCUUCACUGGCUGGGGCCAGCAGCAGCUCGAAAGCGAAUUCGCAAUCUCUGUGCCUGAAACCAUUCUCAACACCAAGAAUGGCAGUUCCCGUAAUUGGGUUUCAGAAUGUUACAACGUUGGUUAGGGUAAUUGGAGUGGCGGUUGCAAUUUUGGUUCUAACAUGGGCUUUACACUUCAGAGGCGGUCUCUCUCUGUCCUCUACUAACAAAGAUCUCAUCUUCAAUGUCCAUCCUGUCCUGGUGGUAAUCGGGCUUAUUCUUUUGAACGGUGAAGCUAUGCUAGCAUACAAGACAAUCUCUCGAUCUAAAAACUUCAGAAAGGCAGUGCAUCUCGCAAUACAAUCUGUAUCAUUUUGUUUAAGUGUGAUAGGUGUUUGGGCUGCUUAUAAGUUCCAUAAUGAGAAGGGCAUUGACAAUUUCUAUAGUCUGCAUUCGUGGCUUGGUCUUGCUUGUCUAUUCCUAUUCGGAACCCAGUGGGCUGCUGGCUUUUCAACCUUUUGGUAUCCAGGUGGUUCAGUAAACUGCAGAGCUUCUUUGCUUCCCUGGCACGUGUUCUUUGGGAUCUACAUAUAUGCACUUGCCAUCGGCACUGCGGCUACAGGUAUUCUGGAGAAAGCCACAUUCUUGCAAACCAACCAUGUAAUAUUGCGCUAUUCCUCUGAGGCACUGCUGUUGAACUUUUUGGGUAUGCUAAUUGUUGUUCUUGGAGGCUGUGUAAUUCUUGCAGUCAUUACACCCAAGAUCGAUAAAGCGGAUGCUUAUAGUCCACUAGAAUAUGAAAUGCAACUUCCAACUGCAUAAAUCAAUUGGUUGGUGGUGUUAUUCUCAUAAGUAUGUGGGCAAUUUCGUCCACUGAAACUGAAUGAUUGUAGUAUUCUGUUUAUUACUGCUUUUACAUCCCCAAAUCAGCUCAUAUUGCGAUUGAAUUGGUAGUUGCAACUGGAAGUUUUCGUUUGCUGGUCGGACAGAUGAAAUCAUUUGGUUGCAUAAUUUGGAAUAGUAUAGUGACAAAAUUGGAGGAUUGGCAGUAUAGAUGGGAUGGAAAGUGCUGAUUGGGCUGUGCUGAUGCCCUCCUGAAAAUAUAAAACCUUUUUAAUUGUUUACUGUAAUCUGAGUUUUUGCUAGGCAUUAUUACAUUAUCUCCCAUUAGGUGUGUCCUCAAAUUGAGUCAACAUAUGUUUCUUUCUGAGUUCAACAAAUUUGAGAUUGAGAACUCGAUUUGGCUUUUA
Molecule: messenger RNA, 2143 nt
Organism: Jatropha curcas
Lineage: Eukaryota; Viridiplantae; Streptophyta; Magnoliopsida; Malpighiales; Euphorbiaceae
Product: Cytochrome b561/ferric reductase transmembrane protein family
Molecular function (GO): oxidoreductase activity
Source: RefSeq, a predicted model, not a curated record